Messenger RNA from Fomitiporia mediterranea MF3/22, 1097 nucleotides. RefSeq lists its product as uncharacterized. The record is from RefSeq and is a predicted model, not a curated record. Lineage: Eukaryota; Fungi; Basidiomycota; Agaricomycetes; Hymenochaetales; Hymenochaetaceae. The transcript is spliced from 2 exons. The coding region runs from base 105 to 872 and encodes 255 amino acids.
CAAAUUCGUUCACGUCUGUCCCACAGACACCUAUUUCCACACGCAAAAUACUGCAUACUCAUGAUUACAGACCAAAGAAGUCGUCGCCACUUGCACCAGCACUAAUGCCAGCCUCGUCUUCUCCUGGACCAAUUUCGCCUGUAUCAGAGGUCCAAGCGCGUCGAAGAGGUCAAUAUAAAUCGCGUCUGCCAACUACCUCCUCUAUACCGUCAAUGAGAAGCGGUGCUAGAUUCCGGAAAGGUCCUACGAGGCCAAUUCCGUUCAAUCUUGGCCCAGUGACCGCCGAUGCCGGUCAAGCUGCGUUUCUACGGGAGCGUUUCAAAGCGGAUUGCCUAGAACGCGCUAGACGCGCACGAGAAAAGGGUUUGGCUCGUCGCAGAGCAUCAGCUUCGAGCGACGCCAGCAGUGAUGGCCUCGACGUGGAUAUGAACGUAGAUUCCGGAGAAGACGACGAAGCAGAUGACAACUACAACAGUGGCUUUGACGACGAGUUAUUCCAUCGUGUUAUAGCGAACGAAAAGCGAAAAAAAGCUCAUGCAUAUGCUCUUUCGUACGAACUGGAUGUCGGUUCAUCGUUUGAUCCCGACAUGGAAGAUCCAACUCUAUGGGAGGAGCAUCUCGCUCACGGUUCUAGCUCACAAUCCUCCAACCACCGGAGUCAAGUGUAUCCCGAAGACGAAACAUCGUUAUCUCCGGAUGAACUUGGAGACAUCCCUGAUUUUGACGAGUAUGAUCUCGACGACAUGAGCGCAUGGGCCGACGAGUAUAUCGCGAGCCUCCCAUUGGAAUCUAUUCCAGUGCAUCAUACAGCGAAUUCUAAUAUCCACUAUGACGAAGCCACACAUCAACAAAUGGACAUUACCAUGGGAUGAAGAAGGCUCAGGUUGUUCGGAAUUUUAAAUCCACCUUGCAUCUACUCUCGCUUUCGUUUCGCUUUAUGUACGGACGCAAUCAUCUAAAGUCGCUACAUCACCUUGCACAUCAUCUACACCUUUAUAAUGUUCGGUUCACAAGCACAGCUAUCGAAAUCUUUGCUAUGACCUACGUUGCGGAUCUAAUGUAUUCCUAUGUAUUUGUAAAUUGAUUCUUCGGUUUCC